Molecule: messenger RNA, 34035 nt
Organism: Closterium sp. Naga37s-1
Lineage: Eukaryota; Viridiplantae; Streptophyta; Zygnematophyceae; Desmidiales; Closteriaceae
Source: the annotation of a GenBank genome assembly
AUGGCUGCCGUCGCCGCAUCGCUCGCGCCCCUCGCGUCCUGCGCCGUUCCGUCGCGGUGCAGCCUGAGGCAGGGCAGCUCGGCGCGCUCUGCUGAAGCAAAGGCACUGGUCCACGUGUCGCACAUCAACAGGCUCAGGGUGUCGCACGCGAUCAGUCGGUCGCAGAGCCAGUCUCGUCGCACAUCGCUCACUGUCAGGGCCGCAGGUAGCAGCAGUAGUCUGAGCGAGAGCAGCAGCGAUGCGGAUUCUGAUUCGUCGUCAGGUGAUCGCAAGAAGCGUGAGCGGCGGCGGGAGAAGCGGGAGAAGCGGGAGAAGCGGGGAAAGGAGAAGGAGAAGCGAAGAAAGAAGGAAGGAGGGAGGGAGCACGAAGAGGAUAAUGGGUCGGCAGAGGACCGGUUGGAGCGGGAUUUGCGGCGGAUGAUGCGGGAGUUCCCGUUGGACGUGUCGCACGACCUCGUGCGCCUCCUCGAGCGCGUCGACGGCGGUGAGGCGGUCGACGUUGGCGGCAUCCCGGACCGCCGCCUCAAGAAGCUUCUCGGAAGCAUCUUCCGCUCGCUGGGGAUAGAUUCCCAAGGCAAGAGCAAAGGCCGAGGCGGUAAGAGCAAGCGCGCCUCGUCGUCCUCGCGCGCUUCGUUGUACCAGCUUCCCAGCGCGGCCCCGCGAUGCCUGCCACGUGUCGUGCCGCUAGUGGCCAAGCUGCUGCAGAAUCUUCCAGAUCCCGAAUCUGCUGCUGCUGCUGCUGGGGCUGAAAAAGGUGGCGGUAGGGGGAAGGGGGAAGAGCGCGGAGAGGGGAGGGAAGGCGGAAGCGACCUGGCGGAAGGGGGAGGAAGGGGAGGCGACGAAGCGGCAGUGCCCUCCCUCCACACUGCCCCCCCUCCCUCCACACCGCCCUCCCUCCCUCCACACCGCCCCCCCUCCCUCCAAACCAACCACCCCCCACCCUCCAAACCAACCACCCCCCACCCUCCCGCCCCCAACUCCCCCCAACUCUUCCUCCCCCCCUUCCGCCCUCCCCUUAGGAGCAUGGGCCCCGCCAUGCCCACAGCAGCGCAGCUGGUGCCCCACCAUGCUCUCCCCCAAAUCAUCCCAUCUCUCCCCACUUCCCCAUCCCCCUCUCUUGAUGUCCCCGGCACCAGCAUGGGCCCGGCCAUGCCCACGGCAGCGCAGCUGGUCUUCCCAGUCCUCACAUGUUGCCCGCCUUUAUCCCCCAAAUUCCCCCUCUUUUCCCCCCUCCCCCGGUACCAGCAUGGGCCCCGCCAUGCCCACGGCAGCGCAGCUGGCCGCUGCAGCGUCGCUCACCCGCGCCGUGGAGGAGAUGGAGUGAGUGGUGGGGGAGGGGGAUGCAGUGAGAGGGGGGAGCGGUGGGGAGAGGGAGGAGGGGUGGGGGAUGGGGGUUGGGCGUGGGUGCACCUGGCUGCUGCAGCGUCGCUCACGCGCGCCGUGGAGGAGAUGGAGGGCCCCACCAUACCCACCGCAGCACUGCUGGCGGCUGCAGCGUCGCUCACGCGCGCCGUGGAGGAGAUGGAGGAGGCGGAGCAGGCGCUGCAAGAGAGCCCGUUUGUGGGCCCCAUGCCGCCCGCCCUGGCUGCUGAGGCACCUGCACCCCCAACAACCAACGACCAGCGCUGCCCCUAUCCUCCACCCACCGUGUUCCCCCCCCAUUCACUGCAGGGAGGCGGAGCAGGCGCUACAGGAGAGCCCAUUUGUGCUUCACUGCGAUCAUGCCUCCCCUCCUGCUCUCCUGCACGCGUGCUCACCUGCUCUCCUGCACGCGUGCUCACCUGCUCUCCUGCACGCGUGCUCACCUGCUCUCCUGCACGCGUGCUCACCUGCUCUCCUGCACGCGUGCUCACCUGCUCUCCUGCACGCGUGCUCACCUGCUCUCCUGCACGCGUGCUCACCUGCUCUCCUGCACGCGUGCUCACCUGCUCUCCUGCACGCGUGCUCACCUGCUCUCCUGCACGCGUGCUCACCUGCUCUCCUGCACGCGUGCUCACCUGCUCUCCUGCACGCGUGCUCACCUGCUCUCCUGCACGCGUGCUCACCUGCUCUCCUGCACGCGUGCUCACCUGCUCUCCUGCACGCGUGCUCACCUGCUCUCCUGCACGCGUGCUCACCUGCUCUCCUGCACGCGUGCUCACCUGCUCUCCUGCACGCGUGCUCACCUGCUCUCCUGCACGCGUGCUCACCUGCUCUCCUGCACGCGUGCUCACCUGCUCUCCUGCACGCGUGCUCACCUGCUCUCCUGCACGCGUGCUCACCUGCUCUCCUACACGCGUGCUCACCUGCUCUCCUACACGCGUGCUCACCUGCUCUCCUGCACGCGUGCUCACCUGCUCUCCUGCACGCGUGCUCACCUGCUCUCCUGCACGCGUGCUCACCUGCUCUCCUGCACGCGUGCUCACCUGCUCUCCUGCACGCGUGCUCACCUGCUCUCCUGCACGCGUGCUCACCUGCUCUCCUGCACGCGUGCUCACCUGCUCUCCUGCACGCGUGCUCACCUGCUCUCCUGCACGCGUGCUCACCUGCUCUCCUGCACGCGUGCUCACCUGCUCUCCUGCACGCGUGCUCACCUGCUCUCCUGCACGCGUGCUCACCUGCUCUCCUGCACGCGUGCUCACCUGCUCUCCUGCACGCGUGCUCACCUGCUCUCCUGCACGCGUGCUCACCUGCUCUCCUGCACGCGUGCUCACCUGCUCUCCUGCACGCGUGCUCACCUGCUCUCCUGCACGCGUGCUCACCUGCUCUCCUGCACGCGUGCUCACCUGCUCUCCUGCACGCGUGCUCACCUGCUCUCCUGCACGCGUGCUCACCUGCUCUCCUGCACGCGUGCUCACCUGCUCUCCUGCACGCGUGCUCACCUGCUCUCCUGCACGCGUGCUCACCUGCUCUCCUGCACGCGUGCUCACCUGCUCUCCUGCACGCGUGCUCACCUGCUCUCCUGCACGCGUGCUCACCUGCUCUCCUGCACGCGUGCUCACCUGCUCUCCUGCACGCGUGCUCACCUGCUCUCCUGCACGCGUGCUCACCUGCUCUCCUGCACGCGUGCUCACCUGCUCUCCUGCACGCGUGCUCACCUGCUCUCCUGCACGCGUGCUCACCUGCUCUCCUGCACGCGUGCUCACCUGCUCUCCUGCACCUCCCUCUCCUGCACGCGUGCUCACCUGCCUCUCCUGCACGCGUGCUCACCUGCUCUCCUGCACGCGUGCUCACCUGCUUCUCCUGCACGCGUGCUCACCUGCUCUCCUGCACGCGUGCUCACCUGCUCUCCUGCACGCGUGCUCACCUGCUCUCCUGCACGCGUGCUCACCUGCUCUCCUGCACGCGUGCUCACCUGCUCUCCUGCACGCGUGCUCACCUGCUCUCCUGCACGCGUGCUCACCUGCUCUCUCCUACACGCGUGCUCCACCUGCUCUCCUGCACGCGUGCUCACCUGCUCUCCUACACGCGUGCUCACCUGCUCUCCUGCACGCCGCGUGCUCACCCUGCUCUCCUACACGCGUGCUCACCUGCUCUCCUGCACGCGUGCUCACCUGCUCUCCUGCACGCGUGCUCACCUGCUCUCCUGCACGCGUGCUCACCUGCUCUCCUGCACGCGUGCUCACCUGCUCUCCUGCACGCGUGCUCACCUGCUCUCCUGCACGCGUGCUCACCUGCUCUCCUGCACGCGUGCUCACCUGCUCUCCUGCACGCGUGCUCACCUGCUCUCCUGCACGCGUGCUCACCUGCUCUCCUGCACGCGUGCUCACCUGCUCUCCUGCACGCGUGCUCACCUGCUCUCCUGCACGCGUGCUCACCUGCUCUCCUACACGCGUGCUCACCUGCUCUCCUGCACGCCCCCGUGCUCACCUGCUCUCCUGCACGCGUGCUCACCUGCUCUCCUGCACGCGUGCUCACCUGCUCUCCUGCACGCGUGCUCACCUGCUCUCCUGCACGCGUGCUCACCUGCUCUCCUGCACGCGUGCUCACCUGCUCUCCUGCACGCGUGCUCACCUGCUCUCCUGCACGCGUGCUCACCUGCUCUCCUGCACGCGUGCUCACCUGCUCUCCUGCACGCGUGCUCACCUGCUCUCCUGCACGCGUGCUCACCUGCUCUCCUCACGCGUGCUCACCUGCUCUCCUGCACGCGUGCUCACCUGCUCUCCUGCACGCGUGCUCACCUGCUCUCCUGCACGCGUGCUCACCUGCUCUCCUGCACGCGUGCUCACCUGCUCUCCUGCACGCGUGCUCACCUGCUCUCCUGCACGCGUGCUCACCUGCUCUCCUGCACGCGUGCUCACCUGCUCUCCUGCACGCGUGCUCACCUGCUCUCCUGCACGCGUGCUCACCUGCUCUCCUGCACGCGUGCUCACCUGCUCUCCUGCACGCGUGCUCACCUGCUCUCCUGCACGCGUGCUCACCUGCUCUCCUGCACGCGUGCUCACCUGCUCUCCUGCACGCGUGCUCACCUGCUCUCCUACACGCGUGCUCACCUGCUCUCCUGCACGCGUGCUCACCUGCUCUCCUGCACGCGUGCUCACCUGCUCUCCUGCACGCGUGCUCACCUGCUCUCCUGCACGCGUGCUCACCUGCUCUCCUGCACGCGUGCUCACCUGCUCUCCUGCACGCGUGCUCACCUGCUCUCCUGCACGCGUGCUCACCUGCUCUCCUGCACGCGUGCUCACCUGCUCUCCUGCACGCGUGCUCACCUGCUCUCCUGCACGCGUGCUCACCUGCUCUCCUGCACGCGUGCUCACCUGCUCUCCUGCACGCGUGCUCACCUGCUCUCCUGCACGCGUGCUCACCUGCUCUCCUGCACGCGUGCUCACCUGCUCUCCUGCACGCGUGCUCACCUGCUCUCCUGCACGCGUGCUCACCUGCUCUCCUGCACGCGUGCUCACCUGCUCUCCUGCACGCGUGCUCACCUGCUCUCCUGCACGCCACGCGUGCUCACCUGCUCUCCUGCACGCGUGCUCACCUGCUCUCCUGCACGCGUGCUCACCUGCUCUCCUGCACGCGUGCUCACCUGCUCUCCUGCACGCGUGCUCACCUGCUCUCCUGCACGCGUGCUCACCUGCUCUCCUGCACGCGUGCUCACCUGCUCUCCUGCACGCGUGCUCACCUGCUCUCCUGCACGCGUGCUCACCUGCUCUCCUGCACGCGUGCUCACCUGCUCUCCUGCACGCGUGCUCACCUGCUCUCCUGCACGCGUGCUCACCUGCUCUCCUGCACGCGUGCUCACCUGCUCUCCUGCACGCGUGCUCACCUGCUCUCCUGCACGCGUGCUCACCUGCUCUCCUGCACGCGUGCUCACCUGCUCUCCUGCACGCGUGCUCACCUGCUCUCCUGCACGCGUGCUCACCUGCUCUCCUACACGCGUGCUCACCUGCUCUCCUGCACGCGUGCUCACCUGCUCUCCUGCACGCGUGCUCACCUGCUCUCCUGCACGCGUGCUCACCUGCUCUCGCUGCACGCGUGCUCACCUGCUCUCCUGCACGCGUGCUCACCUGCUCUCCUGCACGCGUGCUCACCUGCUCUCCUGCACGCGUGCUCACCUGCUCUCCUGCACGCGUGCUCACCUGCUCUCCUGCACGCGUGCUCACCUGCUCUCCUGCACGCGUGCUCACCUGCUCUCCUGCACGCGUGCUCACCUGCUCUCCUGCACGCGUGCUCACCUGCUCUCCUGCACGCGUGCUCACCUGCUCUCCUGCACGCGUGCUCACCUGCUCUCCUGCACGCGUGCUCACCUGCUCUCCUGCACGCGUGCUCACCUGCUCUCCUGCACGCGUGCUCACCUGCUCUCCUGCACGCGUGCUCACCUGCUCUCCUGCACCUGCACGCGUGCUCACCUGCUCUCCUGCACGCGUGCUCACCUGCUCUCCUGCACGCGUGCUCACCUGCUCUCCUGCACGCGUGCUCACCUGCUCUCCUGCACGCGUGCUCACCUGCUCUCCUGCACGCGUGCUCACCUGCUCUCCUGCACGCGUGCUCACCUGCUCUCCUGCACGCGUGCUCACCUGCUCUCCUGCACGCGUGCUCACCUGCUCUCCUGCACGCGUGCUCACCUGCUCUCCUGCACGCGUGCUCACCUGCUCUCCUGCACGCGUGCUCACCUGCUCUCCUGCACGCGUGCUCACCUGCUCUCCUGCACGCGUGCUCACCUGCUCUCCUGCACGCGUGCUCACCUGCUCUCCUGCACGCGUGCUCACCUGCUCUCCUGCACGCGUGCUCACCUGCUCUCCUGCACGCGUGCUCACCUGCUCUCCUGCACGCGUGCUCACCUGCUCUCCUGCACGCGUGCUCACCUGCUCUCCUGCACGCGUGCUCACCUGCUCUCCUGCACGCGUGCUCACCUGCUCUCCUGCACGCGUGCUCACCUGCUCUCCUGCACGCGUGCUCACCUGCUCUCCUGCACGCGUGCUCACCUGCUCUCCUGCACGCGUUGCUCACCUGCUCUCCUGCACGCGUGCUCACCUGCUCUCCUGCACGCGUGCUCACCUGCUCUCCUGCACGCGUGCUCACCUGCUCUCCUGCACGCGUGCUCACCUGCUCUCCUGCACGCGUGCUCACCUGCUCUCCUGCACGCGUGCUCACCUGCUCUCCUGCACGCGUGCUCACCUGCUCUCCUGCACGCGUGCUCACCUGCUCUCCUGCACGCGUGCUCACCUGCUCUCCUGCACGCGUGCUCACCUGCUCUCCUGCACGCGUGCUCACCUGCUCUCCUGCACGCGUGCUCACCUGCUCUCCUGCACGCGUGCUCACCUGCUCUCCUGCACGCGUGCUCACCUGCUCUCCUGCACGCGUGCUCACCUGCUCUCCUGCACGCGUGCUCAACCUGCUCUCCUGCACGCGUGCUCACCUGCUCUCCUGCACGCGUGCUCACCUGCUCUCCUGCACGCGUGCUCACCUGCUCUCCUGCACGCGUGCUCACCUGCUCUCCUGCACGCGUGCUCACCUGCUCUCCUGCACGCGUGCUCACCUGCUCUCCUGCACGCGUGCUCACCUGCUCUCCUGCACGCGUGCUCACCUGCUCUCCUGCACGCGUGCUCACCUGCUCUCCUGCACGCGUGCUCACCUGCUCUCCUGCACGCGUGCUCACCUGCUCUCCUGCACGCGUGCUCACCUGCUCUCCUGCACGCGUGCUCACCUGCUCUCCUACACGCGUGCUCACCUGCUCUCCUACACGCGUGCUCACCUGCUCUCCUACACGCGUGCCUCACCUGCUCUCCUACACGCGUGCUCACCUGCUCUCCUACACGCGUGCUCACCUGCUCUCCUACACGCGUGCUCACCUGCUCUCCUACACGCGUGCUCACCUGCUCUCCUACACGCGUGCUCACCUGCUCUCCUACACGCGUGCUCACCUGCUCUCCUACACGCGUGCUCACCUGCUCUCCUACACGCGUGCUCACCUGCUCUCCUACACGCGUGCUCACCUGCUCUCCUACACGCGUGCUCACCUGCUCUCCUACACGCGUGCUCACCUGCUCUCCUACACGCGUGCUCACCUGCUCUCCUACACGCGUGCUCACCUGCUCUCCUACACGCGUGCUCACCUGCUCUCCUACACGCGUGCUCACCUGCUCUCCUACACGCGUGCUCACCUGCUCUCCUGCACGCGUGCUCACCUGCUCUCCUGCACGCGUGCUCACCUGCUCUCCUGCACGCGUGCUCACCUGCUCUCCUGCACGCGUGCUCACCUGCUCUCCUGCACGCGUGCUCACCUGCUCUCCUGCACGCGUGCUCACCUGCUCUCCUGCACGCGUGCUCACCUGCUCUCCUGCACGCGUGCUCACCUGCUCUCCUGCACGCGUGCUCACCUGCUCUCCUGCACGCGUGCUCACCUGCUCUCCUGCACGCGUGCUCACCUGCUCUCCUGCACGCGUGCUCACCUGCUCUCCUGCACGCGUGCUCACCUGCUCUCCUGCACGCGUGCUCACCUGCUCUCCUGCACGCGUGCUCACCUGCUCUCCUGCACGCGUGCUCACCUGCUCUCCUGCACGCGUGCUCACCUGCUCUCCUGCACGCGUGCUCACCUGCUCUCCUGCACGCGUGCUCACCUGCUCUCCUGCACGCGUGCUCACCUGCUCUCCUGCACGCGUGCUCACCUGCUCUCCUGCACGCGUGCUCACCUGCUCUCCUGCACGCGUGCUCACCUGCUCUCCUGCACGCGUGCUCACCUGCUCUCCUGCACGCGUGCUCACCUGCUCUCCUGCACGCGUGCUCACCUGCUCUCCUGCACGCGUGCUCACCUGCUCUCCUGCACGCGUGCUCACCUGCUCUCCUGCACGCGUGCUCACCUGCUCUCCUGCACGCGUGCUCACCUGCUCUCCUGCACGCGUGCUCACCUGCUCUCCUGCACGCGUGCUCACCUGCUCUCCUGCACGCGUGCUCACCUGCUCUCCUGCACGCGUGCUCACCUGCUCUCCUGCACGCGUGCUCACCUGCUCUCCUGCACGCGUGCUCACCUGCUCUCCUGCACGCGUGCUCACCUGCUCUCCUGCACGCGUGCUCACCUGCUCUCCUGCACGCGUGCUCACCUGCUCUCCUGCACGCGUGCUCACCUGCUCUCCUGCACGCGUGCUCACCUGCUCUCCUGCACGCGUGCUCACCUGCUCUCCUGCACGCGUGCUCACCUGCUCUCCUGCACGCGUGCUCACCUGCUCUCCUGCACGCGUGCUCACCUGCUCUCCUGCACGCGUGCUCACCUGCUCUCCUGCACGCGUGCUCACCUGCUCUCCUGCACGCGUGCUCACCUGCUCUCCUGCACGCGUGCUCACCUGCUCUCCUGCACGCGUGCUCACCUGCUCUCCUGCACGCGUGCUCACCUGCUCUCCUGCACGCGUGCUCACCUGCUCUCCUGCACGCGUGCUCACCUGCUCUCCUGCACGCGUGCUCACCUGCUCUCCUGCACGCGUGCUCACCUGCUCUCCUGCACGCGUGCUCACCUGCUCUCCUGCACGCGUGCUCACCUGCUCUCCUGCACGCGUGCUCACCUGCUCUCCUGCACGCGUGCUCACCUGCUCUCCUGCACGCGUGCUCACCUGCUGCUCUCCUGCACGCGUGCUCACCUGCUCUCCUGCACGCGUGCUCACCUGCUCUCCUGCACGCGUGCUCACCUGCUCUCCUGCACGCGUGCUCACCUGCUCUCCUGCACGCGUGCUCACCUGCUCUCCUGCACGCGUGCUCACCUGCUCUCCUGCACGCGUGCUCACCUGCUCUCCUGCACGCGUGCUCACCUGCUCUCCUGCACGCGUGCUCACCUGCUCUCCUGCACGCGUGCUCACCUGCUCUCCUGCACGCGUGCUCACCUGCUCUCCUGCACGCGUGCUCACCUGCUCUCCUGCACGCGUGCUCACCUGCUCUCCUGCACGCGUGCUCACCUGCUCUCCUGCACGCGUGCUCACCUGCUCUCCUGCACGCGUGCUCACCUGCUCUCCUGCACGCGUGCUCACCUGCUCUCCUGCACGCGUGCUCACCUGCUCUCCUACACGCGUGCUCACCUGCUCUCCUACACGCGUGCUCACCUGCUCUCCUACACGCGUGCUCACCUGCUCUCCUACACGCGUGCUCACCUGCUCUCCUACACGCGUGCUCACCUGCUCUCCUACACGCGUGCUCACCUGCUCUCCUACACGCGUGCUCACCUGCUCUCCUACACGCGUGCUCACCUGCUCUCCUACACGCGUGCUCACCUGCUCUCCUACACGCGUGCUCACCUGCUCUCCUACACGCGUGCUCACCUGCUCUCCUACACGCGUGCUCACCUGCUCUCCUACACGCGUGCUCACCUGCUCUCCUACACGCGUGCUCACCUGCUCUCCUACACGCGUGCUCACCUGCUCUCCUACACGCGUGCUCACCUGCUCUCCUACACGCGUGCUCACCUGCUCUCCUACACGCGUGCUCACCCUGCUCUCCUACACGCCACGCGUGCUCACCUGCUCUCCUGCACGCGUGCUCACCUGCUCUCCUGCACGCGUGCUCACCUGCUCUCCUGCACGCGUGCUCACCUGCUCUCCUGCACGCGUGCUCACCUGCUCUCCUGCACGCGUGCUCACCUGCUCUCCUGCACGCGUGCUCACCUGCUCUCCUGCACGCGUGCUCACCUGCUCUCCUGCACGCGUGCUCACCUGCUCUCCUGCACGCGUGCUCACCUGCUCUCCUGCACGCGUGCUCACCUGCUCUCCUGCACGCGUGCUCACCUGCUCUCCUGCACGCGUGCUCACCUGCUCUCCUACACGCGUGCUCACCUGCUCUCCUGCACGCGUGCUCACCUGCUCUCCUGCACGCGUGCUCACCUGCUCUCCUGCACGCGUGCUCACCUGCUCUCCUGCACGCGUGCUCACCUGCUCUCCUGCACGCGUGCUCACCUGCUCUCCUGCACGCGUGCUCACCUGCUCUCCUGCACGCGUGCUCACCUGCUCUCCUGCACGCGUGCUCACCUGCUCUCCUGCACGCGUGCUCACCUGCUCUCCUGCACGCGUGCUCACCUGCUCUCCUGCACGCGUGCACUGCUUCCUACGCGUGCUCACCUGCUCUCCUGCACGCGUGCUCACCUGCUCUCCUACACGCGUGCUCACCUGCUCUCCUACACGCGUGCUCACCUGCUCUCCUACACGCGUGCUCACCUGCUCUCCUACACGCGUGCUCACCUGCUCUCCUACACGCGUGCUCACCUGCUCUCCUACACGCGUGCUCACCUGCUCUCCUACACGCGUGCUCACCUGCUCUCCUACACGCGUGCUCACCUGCUCUCCUACACGCGUGCUCACCUGCUCUCCUACACGCGUGCUCACCUGCUCUCCUACACGCGUGCUCACCUGCUCUCCUACACGCGUGCUCACCUGCUCUCCUACACGCGUGCUCACCUGCUCUCCUACACGCGUGCUCACCUGCUCUCCUGCACGCGUGCUCACCUGCUCUCCUACACGCGUGCUCACCUGCUCUCCUACACGCGUGCUCACCUGCUCUCCUACACGCGUGCUCACCUGCUCUCCUGCACGCGUGCUCACCUGCUCUCCUGCACGCGUGCUCACCUGCUCUCCUGCACGCGUGCUCACCUGCUCUCCUGCACGCGUGCUCACCUGCUCUCCUGCACGCGUGCUCACCUGCUCUCCUGCACGCGUGCUCACCUGCUCUCCUGCACGCGUGCUCACCUGCUCUCCUGCACGCGUGCUCACCUGCUCUCCUGCACGCGUGCUCACCUGCUCUCCUGCACGCGUGCUCACCUGCUCUCCUGCACGCGUGCUCACCUGCUCUCCUGCACGCGUGCUCACCUGCUCUCCUGCACGCGUGCUCACCUGCUCUCCUGCACGCGUGCUCACCUGCUCUCCUGCACGCGUGCUCACCUGCUCUCCUGCACGCGUGCUCACCUGCUCUCCUGCACGCGUGCUCACCUGCUCUCCUGCACGCGUGCUCACCUGCUCUCCUGCACGCGUGCUCACCUGCUCUCCUGCACGCGUGCUCACCUGCUCUCCUGCACGCGUGCUCACCUGCUCUCCUGCACGCGUGCUCACCUGCUCUCCUGCACGCGUGCUCACCUGCUCUCCUGCACGCGUGCUCACCUGCUCUCCUGCACGCGUGCUCACCUGCUCUCCUGCACGCGUGCUCACCUGCUCUCCUGCACGCGUGCUCACCUGCUCUCCUGCACGCGUGCUCACCUGCUCUCCUGCACGCGUGCUCACCUGCUCUCCUGCACGCGUGCUCACCUGCUCUCCUGCACGCGUGCUCACCUGCUCUCCUGCACGCGUGCUCACCUGCUCUCCUGCACGCGUGCUCACCUGCUCUCCUGCACGCGUGCUCACCUGCUCUCCUGCACGCGUGCUCACCUGCUCUCCUGCACGCGUGCUCACCUGCUCUCCUGCACGCGUGCUCACCUGCUCUCCUGCACGCGUGCUCACCUGCUCUCCUGCACGCGUGCUCACCUGCUCUCCUGCACGCGUGCUCACCUGCUCUCCUGCACGCGUGCUCACCUGCUCUCCUGCACGCGUGCUCACCUGCUCUCCUGCACGCGUGCUCACCUGCUCUCCUGCACGCGUGCUCACCUGCUCUCCUGCACGCGUGCUCACCUGCUCUCCUGCACGCGUGCUCACCUGCUCUCCUGCACGCGUGCUCACCUGCUCUCCUGCACGCGUGCUCACCUGCUCUCCUGCACGCGUGCUCACCUGCUCUCCUGCACGCGUGCUCACCUGCUCUCCUGCACGCGUGCUCACCUGCUCUCCUGCACGCGUGCUCACCUGCUCUCCUGCACGCGUGCUCACCUGCUCUCCUGCACGCGUGCUCACCUGCUCUCCUGCACGCGUGCUCACCUGCUCUCCUGCACGCGUGCUCACCUGCUCUCCUGCACGCGUGCUCACCUGCUCUCCUGCACGCGUGCUCACCUGCUCUCCUGCACGCGUGCUCACCUGCUCUCCUGCACGCGUGCUCACCUGCUCUCCUGCACGCGUGCUCACCUGCUCUCCUGCACGCGUGCUCACCUGCUCUCCUGCACGCGUGCUCACCUGCUCUCCUGCACGCGUGCUCACCUGCUCUCCUGCACGCGUGCUCACCUGCUCUCCUGCACGCGUGCUCACCUGCUCUCCUGCACGCGUGCUCACCUGCUCUCCUGCACGCGUGCUCACCUGCUCUCCUACACGCGUGCUCACCUGCUCUCCUACACGCGUGCUCACCUGCUCUCCUACACGCGUGCUCACCUGCUCUCCUACACGCGUGCUCACCUGCUCUCCUACACGCGUGCUCACCUGCUCUCCUACACGCGUGCUCACCUGCUCUCCUACACGCGUGCUCACCUGCUCUCCUACACGCGUGCUCACCUGCUCUCCUACACGCGUGCUCACCUGCUCUCCUACACGCGUGCUCACCUGCUCUCCUACACGCGUGCUCACCUGCUCUCCUACACGCGUGCUCACCUGCUCUCCUACACGCGUGCUCACCUGCUCUCCUACACGCGUGCUCACCUGCUCUCCUACACGCGUGCUCACCUGCUCUCCUACACGCGUGCUCACCUGCUCUCCUACACGCGUGCUCACCUGCUCUCCUACACGCGUGCUCACCUGCUCUCCUACACGCGUGCUCACCUGCUCUCCUACACGCGUGCUCACCUGCUCUCCUGCACGCGUGCUCACCUGCUCUCCUGCACGCGUGCUCACCUGCUCUCCUGCACGCGUGCUCACCUGCUCUCCUGCACGCGUGCUCACCUGCUCUCCUGCACGCGUGCUCACCUGCUCUCCUGCACGCGUGCUCACCUGCUCUCCUGCACGCGUGCUCACCUGCUCUCCUGCACGCGUGCUCACCUGCUCUCCUGCACGCGUGCUCACCUGCUCUCCUGCACGCGUGCUCACCUGCUCUCCUGCACGCGUGCUCACCUGCUCUCCUGCACGCGUGCUCACCUGCUCUCCUGCACGCGUGCUCACCUGCUCUCCUGCACGCGUGCUCACCUGCUCUCCUGCACGCGUGCUCACCUGCUCUCCUGCACGCGUGCUCACCUGCUCUCCUGCACGCGUGCUCACCUGCUCUCCUGCACGCGUGCUCACCUGCUCUCCUGCACGCGUGCUCACCUGCUCUCCUGCACGCGUGCUCACCUGCUCUCCUGCACGCGUGCUCACCUGCUCUCCUGCACGCGUGCUCACCUGCUCUCCUGCACGCGUGCUCACCUGCUCUCCUGCACGCGUGCUCACCUGCUCUCCUGCACGCGUGCUCACCUGCUCUCCUGCACGCGUGCUCACCUGCUCUCCUGCACGCGUGCUCACCUGCCUCUCCUGCACGCGUGCUCACCUGCUCUCCUGCACGCGUGCUCACCUGCUCUCCUGCACGCGUGCUCACCUGCUCUCCUGCACGCGUGCUCACCUGCUCUCCUGCACGCGUGCUCACCUGCUCUCCUGCACGCGUGCUCACCUGCUCUCCUCUCCUGCACGCGUGCUCACCUGCUCUCCUGCACGCGUGCUCACCUGCUCUCCUGCACGCGUGCUCACCUGCUCUCCUGCACGCGUGCUCACCUGCUCUCCUGCACGCGUGCUCACCUGCUCUCCUGCACGCGUGCUCACCUGCUCUCCUGCACGCGUGCUCACCUGCUCUCCUGCACGCGUGCUCACCUGCUCUCCUGCACGCGUGCUCACCUGCUCUCCUGCACGCGUGGCUCACCUGCUCUCCUGCACGCGUGCUCACCUGCUCUCCUGCACGCGUGCUCACCUGCUCUCCUGCACGCGUGCUCACCUGCUCUCCUGCACGCGUGCUCACCUGCUCUCCUGCACGCGUGCUCACCUGCUCUCCUGCACGCGUGCUCACCUGCUCUCCUACACGCGUGCUCACCUGCUCUCCUACACGCGUGCUCACCUGCUCUCCUACACGCGUGCUCACCUGCUCUCCUACACGCGUGCUCACCUGCUCUCCUACACGCGUGCUCACCUGCUCUCCUACACGCGUGCUCACCUGCUCUCCUACACGCGUGCUCACCUGCUCUCCUACACGCGUGCUCACCUGCUCUCCUACACGCGUGCUCACCUGCUCUCCUACACGCGUGCUCACCUGCUCUCCUACACGCGUGCUCACCUGCUCUCCUACACGCGUGCUCACCUGCUCUCCUACACGCGUGCUCACCUGCUCUCCUACACGCGUGCUCACCUGCUCUCCUACACGCGUGCUCACCUGCUCUCCUACACGCGUGCUCACCUGCUCUCCUGCACGCGUGCUCACCUGCUCUCCUACACGCGUGCUCACCUGCUCUCCUACACGCGUGCUCACCUGCUCUCCUACACGCGUGCUCACCUGCUCUCCUGCACGCGUGCUCACCUGCUCUCCUACACGCGUGCUCACCUGCUCUCCUACACGCGUGCUCACCUGCUCUCCUACACGCGUGCUCACCUGCUCUCCUACACGCGUGCUCACCUGCUCUCCUACACGCGUGCUCACCUGCUCUCCUGCACGCGUGCUCACCUGCUCUCCUGCACGCGUGCUCACCUGCUCUCCUGCACGCGUGCUCACCUGCUCUCCUGCACGCGUGCUCACCUGCUCUCCUGCACGCGUGCUCACCUGCUCUCCUGCACGCGUGCUCACCUGCUCUCCUGCACGCGUGCUCACCUGCUCUCCUGCACGCGUGCUCACCUGCUCUCCUGCACGCGUGCUCACCUGCUCUCCUGCACGCGUGCUCACCUGCUCUCCUGCACGCGUGCUCACCUGCUCUCCUGCACGCGUGCUCACCUGCUCUCCUGCACGCGUGCUCACCUGCUCUCCUGCACGCGUGCUCACCUGCUCUCCUGCACGCGUGCUCACCUGCUCUCCUGCACGCGUGCUCACCUGCUCUCCUGCACGCGUGCUCACCUGCUCUCCUGCACGCGUGCUCACCUGCUCUCCUGCACGCGUGCUCACCUGCUCUCCUGCACGCGUGCUCACCUGCUCUCCUGCACGCGUGCUCACCUGCUCUCCUACACGCGUGCUCACCUGCUCUCCUACACGCGUGCUCACCUGCUCUCCUACACGCGUGCUCACCUGCUCUCCUACACGCGUGCUCACCUGCUCUCCUACACGCGUGCUCACCUGCUCUCCUACACGCGUGCUCACCUGCUCUCCUACACGCGUGCUCACCUGCUCUCCUACACGCGUGCUCACCUGCUCUCCUACACGCGUGCUCACCUGCUCUCCUACACGCGUGCUCACCUGCUCUCCUACACGCGUGCUCACCUGCUCUCCUACACGCGUGCUCACCUGCUCUCCUACACGCGUGCUCACCUGCUCUCCUACACGCGUGCUCACCUGCUCUCCUACACGCGUGCUCACCUGCUCUCCUACACGCGUGCUCACCUGCUCUCCUACACGCGUGCUCACCUGCUCUCCUGCACGCGUGCUCACCUGCUCUCCUACACGCGUGCUCACCUGCUCUCCUACACGCGUGCUCACCUGCUCUCCUACACGCGUGCUCACCUGCUCUCCUGCACGCGUGCUCACCUGCUCUCCUACACGCGUGCUCACCUGCUCUCCUACACGCGUGCUCACCUGCUCUCCUACACGCGUGCUCACCUGCUCUCCUACACGCGUGCUCACCUGCUCUCCUACACGCGUGCUCACCUGCUCUCCUACACGCGUGCUCACCUGCUCUCCUACACGCGUGCUCACCUGCUCUCCUACACGCGUGCUCACCUGCUCUCCUACACGCGUGCUCACCUGCUCUCCUACACGCGUGCUCACCUGCUCUCCUACACGCGUGCUCACCUGCUCUCCUACACGCGUGCUCACCUGCUCUCCUACACGCGUGCUCACCUGCUCUCCUACACGCGUGCUCACCUGCUCUCCUGCACGCGUGCUCACCUGCUCUCCUGCACGCGUGCUCACCUGCUCUCCUACACGCGUGCUCACCUGCUCUCCUGCACGCGUGCUCACCUGCUCUCCUGCACGCGUGCUCACCUGCUCUCCUGCACGCGUGCUCACCUGCUCUCCUGCACGCGUGCUCACCUGCUCUCCUGCACGCGUGCUCACCUGCUCUCCUGCACGCGUGCUCACCUGCUCUCCUGCACGCGUGCUCACCUGCUCUCCUGCACGCGUGCUCACCUGCUCUCCUGCACGCGUGCUCACCUGCUCUCCUGCACGCGUGCUCACCUGCUCUCCUGCACGCGUGCUCACCUGCUCUCCUGCACGCGUGCUCACCUGCUCUCCUGCACGCGUGCUCACCUGCUCUCCUGCACGCGUGCUCACCUGCUCUCCUACACGCGUGCUCACCUGCUCUCCUACACGCGUGCUCACCUGCUCUCCUACACGCGUGCUCACCUGCUCUCCUACACGCGUGCUCACCUGCUCUCCUACACGCGUGCUCACCUGCUCUCCUACACGCGUGCUCACCUGCUCUCCUACACGCGUGCUCACCUGCUCUCCUACACGCGUGCUCACCUGCUCUCCUACACGCGUGCUCACCUGCUCUCCUACACGCGUGCUCACCUGCUCUCCUACACGCGUGCUCACCUGCUCUCCUACACGCGUGCUCACCUGCUCUCCUACACGCGUGCUCACCUGCUCUCCUGCACGCGUGCUCACCUGCUCUCCUGCACGCGUGCUCACCUGCUCUCCUACACGCGUGCUCACCUGCUCUCCUGCACGCGUGCUCACCUGCUCUCCUGCACGCGUGCUCACCUGCUCUCCUGCACGCGUGCUCACCUGCUCUCCUGCACGCGUGCUCACCUGCUCUCCUACACGCGUGCUCACCUGCUCUCCUGCACGCGUGCUCACCUGCUCUCCUGCACGCGUGCUCACCUGCUCUCCUGCACGCGUGCUCACCUGCUCUCCUGCACGCGUGCUCACCUGCUCUCCUGCACGCGUGCUCACCUGCUCUCCUGCACGCGUGCUCACCUGCUCUCCUACACGCGUGCUCACCUGCUCUCCUACACGCGUGCUCACCUGCUCUCCUACACGCGUGCUCACCUGCUCUCCUACACGCGUGCUCACCUGCUCUCCUACACGCGUGCUCACCUGCUCUCCUACACGCGUGCUCACCUGCUCUCCUGCACGCGUGCUCACCUGCUCUCCUGCACGCGUGCUCACCUGCUCUCCUACACGCGUGCUCACCUGCUCUCCUGCACGCGUGCUCACCUGCUCUCCUGCACGCGUGCUCACCUGCUCUCCUGCACGCGUGCUCACCUGCUCUCCUGCACGCGUGCUCACCUGCUCUCCUGCACGCGUGCUCACCUGCUCUCCUGCACGCGUGCUCACCUGCUCUCCUGCACGCGUGCUCACCUGCUCUCCUGCACGCGUGCUCACCUGCUCUCCUGCACGCGUGCUCACCUGCUCUCCUGCACGCGUGCUCACCUGCUCUCCUACACGCGUGCUCACCUGCUCUCCUACACGCGUGCUCACCUGCUCUCCUACACGCGUGCUCACCUGCUCUCCUACACGCGUGCUCACCUGCUCUCCUACACGCGUGCUCACCUGCUCUCCUGCACGCGUGCUCACCUGCUCUCCUGCACGCGUGCUCACCUGCUCUCCUACACGCGUGCUCACCUGCUCUCCUACACGCGUGCUCACCUGCUCUCCUACACGCGUGCUCACCUGCUCUCCUACACGCGUGCUCACCUGCUCUCCUACACGCGUGCUCACCUGCUCUCCUACACGCGUGCUCACCUGCUCUCCUGCACGCGUGCUCACCUGCUCUCCUGCACGCGUGCUCACCUGCUCUCCUACACGCGUGCUCACCUGCUCUCCUACACGCGUGCUCACCUGCUCUCCUGCACGCGUGCUCACCUGCUCUCCUGCACGCGUGCUCACCUGCUCUCCUGCACGCGUGCUCACCUGCUCUCCUGCACGCGUGCUCACCUGCUCUCCUGCACGCGUGCUCACCUGCUCUCCUACACGCGUGCUCACCUGCUCUCCUACACGCGUGCUCACCUGCUCUCCUACACGCGUGCUCACCUGCUCUCCUACACGCGUGCUCACCUGCUCUCCUACACGCGUGCUCACCUGCUCUCCUACACGCGUGCUCACCUGCUCUCCUACACGCGUGCUCACCUGCUCUCCUACACGCGUGCUCACCUGCUCUCCUGCACGCGUGCUCACCUGCUCUCCUGCACGCGUGCUCACCUGCUCUCCUGCACGCGUGCUCACCUGCUCUCCUGCACGCGUGCUCACCUGCUCUCCUGCACGCGUGCUCACCUGCUCUCCUACACGCGUGCUCACCUGCUCUCCUACACGCGUGCUCACCUGCUCUCCUACACGCGUGCUCACCUGCUCUCCUACACGCGUGCUCACCUGCUCUCCUACACGCGUGCUCACCUGCUCUCCUACACGCGUGCUCACCUGCUCUCCUACACGCGUGCUCACCUGCUCUCCUACACGCCACGCGUGCUCACCUGCUCUCCUGCACGCGUGCUCACCUGCUCUCCUGCACGCGUGCUCACCUGCUCUCCUGCACGCGUGCUCACCUGCUCUCCUGCACGCGUGCUCACCUGCUCUCCUACACGCGUGCUCACCUGCUCUCCUACACGCGUGCUCACCUGCUCUCCUACACGCGUGCUCACCUGCUCUCCUACACGCGUGCUCACCUGCUCUCCUACACGCGUGCUCACCUGCUCUCCUACACGCGUGCUCACCUGCUCUCCUACACGCGUGCUCACCUGCUCUCCUACACGCGUGCUCACCUGCUCUCCUACACGCGUGCUCACCUGCUCUCCUGCACGCGUGCUCACCUGCUCUCCUGCACGCGUGCUCACCUGCUCUCCUGCACGCGUGCUCACCUGCUCUCCUGCACGCGUGCUCACCUGCUCUCCUGCACGCGUGCUCACCUGCUCUCCUACACGCGUGCUCACCUGCUCUCCUACACGCGUGCUCACCUGCUCUCCUACACGCGUGCUCACCUGCUCUCCUACACGCGUGCUCACCUGCUCUCCUACACGCGUGCUCACCUGCUCUCCUACACGCGUGCUCACCUGCUCUCCUACACGCGUGCUCACCUGCUCUCCUACACGCGUGCUCACCUGCUCUCCUACACGCGUGCUCACCUGCUCUCCUACACGCGUGCUCACCUGCUCUCCUACACGCGUGCUCACCUGCUCUCCUACACGCGUGCUCACCUGCUCUCCUACACGCGUGCUCACCUGCUCUCCUACACGCGUGCUCACCUGCUCUCCUACACGCGUGCUCACCUGCUCUCCUACACGCGUGCUCACCUGCUCUCCUACACGCGUGCUCACCUGCUCUCCUACACGCGUGCUCACCUGCUCUCCUACACGCGUGCUCACCUGCUCUCCUACACGCGUGCUCACCUGCUCUCCUACACGCGUGCUCACCUGCUCUCCUACACGCGUGCUCACCUGCUCUCCUACACGCGUGCUCACCUGCUCUCCUACACGCGUGCUCACCUGCUCUCCUACACGCGUGCUCACCUGCUCUCCUACACGCGUGCUCACCUGCUCUCCUACACGCGUGCUCACCUGCUCUCCUACACGCGUGCUCACCUGCUCUCCUACACGCGUGCUCACCUGCUCUCCUACACGCGUGCUCACCUGCUCUCCUACACGCGUGCUCACCUGCUCUCCUACACGCGUGCUCACCUGCUCUCCUACACGCGUGCUCACCUGCUCUCCUACACGCGUGCUCACCUGCUCUCCUACACGCGUGCUCACCUGCUCUCCUACACGCGUGCUCACCUGCUCUCCUACACGCGUGCUCACCUGCUCUCCUACACGCGUGCUCACCUGCUCUCCUACACGCGUGCUCACCUGCUCUCCUACACGCGUGCUCACCUGCUCUCCUACACGCGUGCUCACCUGCUCUCCUACACGCGUGCUCACCUGCUCUCCUACACGCGUGCUCACCUGCUCUCCUACACGCGUGCUCACCUGCUCUCCUACACGCGUGCUCACCUGCUCUCCUACACGCGUGCUCACCCGUGCUCACCUGCUCUCCUACACGCGUGCUCACCUGCUCUCCUACACGCGUGCUCACCUGCUCUCCUACACGCGUGCUCACCUGCUCUCCUACACGCGUGCUCACCUGCUCUCCUACACGCGUGCUCACCUGCUCUCCUACACGCGUGCUCACCUGCUCUCCUGCACGCGUGCUCACCUGCUCUCCUGCACGCGUGCUCACCUGCUCUCCUACACGCGUGCUCACCUGCUCUCCUACACGCGUGCUCACCUGCUCUCCUACACGCGUGCUCACCUGCUCUCCUACACGCGUGCUCACCUGCUCUCCUACACGCGUGCUCACCUGCUCUCCUACACGCGUGCUCACCUGCUCUCCUACACGCGUGCUCACCUGCUCUCCUACACGCGUGCUCACCUGCUCUCCUACACGCGUGCUCACCUGCUCUCCUACACGCGUGCUCACCUGCUCUCCUACACGCGUGCUCACCUGCUCUCCUACACGCGUGCUCACCUGCUCUCCUACACGCGUGCUCACCUGCUCUCCUACACGCGUGCUCACCUGCUCUCCUACACGCGUGCUCACCUGCUCUCCUACACGCGUGCUCACCUGCUCUCCUACACGCGUGCUCACCUGCUCUCCUACACGCGUGCUCACCUGCUCUCCUACACGCGUGCUCACCUGCUCUCCUACACGCGUGCUCACCUGCUCUCCUACACGCGUGCUCACCUGCUCUCCUACACGCGUGCUCACCUGCUCUCCUACACGCGUGCUCACCUGCUCUCCUACACGCGUGCUCACCUGCUCUCCUACACGCGUGCUCACCUGCUCUCCUACACGCGUGCUCACCUGCUCUCCUACACGCGUGCUCACCUGCUCUCCUACACGCGUGCUCACCUGCUCUCCUACACGCGUGCUCACCUGCUCUCCUACACGCGUGCUCACCUGCUCUCCUACACGCGUGCUCACCUGCUCUCCUACACGCGUGCUCACCUGCUCUCCUACACGCGUGCUCACCUGCUCUCCUACACGCGUGCUCACCUGCUCUCCUACACGCGUGCUCACCUGCUCUCCUACACGCGUGCUCACCUGCUCUCCUACACGCGUGCUCACCUGCUCUCCUACACGCGUGCUCACCUGCUCUCCUACACGCGUGCUCACCUGCUCUCCUACACGCGUGCUCACCUGCUCUCCUACACGCGUGCUCACCUGCUCUCCUACACGCGUGCUCACCUGCUCUCCUACACGCGUGCUCACCUGCUCUCCUGCACGCGUGCUCACCUGCUCUCCUGCACGCGUGCUCACCUGCUCUCCUGCACGCGUGCUCACCUGCUCUCCUGCACGCGUGCUCACCUGCUCUCCUGCACGCGUGCUCACCUGCUCUCCUGCACGCGUGCUCACCUGCUCUCCUGCACGCGUGCUCACCUGCUCUCCUACACGCGUGCUCACCUGCUCUCCUACACGCGUGCUCACCUGCUCUCCUACACGCGUGCUCACCUGCUCUCCUACACGCGUGCUCACCUGCUCUCCUACACGCGUGCUCACCUGCUCUCCUACACGCGUGCUCACCUGCUCUCCUACACGCGUGCUCACCUGCUCUCCUGCACGCGUGCUCACCUGCUCUCCUGCACGCGUGCUCACCUGCUCUCCUGCACGCGUGCUCACCUGCUCUCCUGCACGCGUGCUCACCUGCUCUCCUACACGCGUGCUCACCUGCUCUCCUACACGCGUGCUCACCUGCUCUCCUACACGCGUGCUCACCUGCUCUCCUACACGCGUGCUCACCUGCUCUCCUACACGCGUGCUCACCUGCUCUCCUACACGCGUGCUCACCUGCUCUCCUACACGCGUGCUCACCUGCUCUCCUACACGCGUGCUCACCUGCUCUCCUACACGCGUGCUCACCUGCUCUCCUACACGCGUGCUCACCUGCUCUCCUACACGCGUGCUCACCUGCUCUCCUACACGCGUGCUCACCUGCUCUCCUACACGCGUGCUCACCUGCUCUCCUACACGCGUGCUCACCUGCUCUCCUACACGCGUGCUCACCUGCUCUCCUACACGCGUGCUCACCUGCUCUCCUACACGCGUGCUCACCUGCUCUCCUACACGCGUGCUCACCUGCUCUCCUACACGCGUGCUCACCUGCUCUCCUACACGCGUGCUCACCUGCUCUCCUACACGCGUGCUCACCUGCUCUCCUACACGCGUGCUCACCUGCUCUCCUACACGCGUGCUCACCUGCUCUCCUACACGCGUGCUCACCUGCUCUCCUACACGCGUGCUCACCUGCUCUCCUACACGCGUGCUCACCUGCUCUCCUACACGCGUGCUCACCUGCUCUCCUACACGCGUGCUCACCUGCUCUCCUACACGCGUGCUCACCUGCUCUCCUACACGCGUGCUCACCUGCUCUCCUACACGCGUGCUCACCUGCUCUCCUACACGCGUGCUCACCUGCUCUCCUGCACGCGUGCUCACCUGCUCUCCUGCACGCGUGCUCACCUGCUCUCCUGCACGCGUGCUCACCUGCUCUCCUGCACGCGUGCUCACCUGCUCUCCUGCACGCGUGCUCACCUGCUCUCCUGCACGCGUGCUCACCUGCUCUCCUGCACGCGUGCUCACCUGCUCUCCUACACGCGUGCUCACCUGCUCUCCUACACGCGUGCUCACCUGCUCUCCUACACGCGUGCUCACCUGCUCUCCUACACGCGUGCUCACCUGCUCUCCUACACGCGUGCUCACCUGCUCUCCUACACGCGUGCUCACCUGCUCUCCUACACGCGUGCUCACCUGCUCUCCUGCACGCGUGCUCACCUGCUCUCCUGCACGCGUGCUCACCUGCUCUCCUGCACGCGUGCUCACCUGCUCUCCUGCACGCGUGCUCACCUGCUCUCCUGCACGCGUGCUCACCUGCUCUCCUGCACGCGUGCUCACCUGCUCUCCUACACGCGUGCUCACCUGCUCUCCUACACGCGUGCUCACCUGCUCUCCUACACGCGUGCUCACCUGCUCUCCUACACGCGUGCUCACCUGCUCUCCUACACGCGUGCUCACCUGCUCUCCUACACGCGUGCUCACCUGCUCUCCUGCACGCGUGCUCACCUGCUCUCCUGCACGCGUGCUCACCUGCUCUCCUGCACGCGUGCUCACCUGCUCUCCUGCACGCGUGCUCACCUGCUCUCCUGCACGCGUGCUCACCUGCUCUCCUACACGCGUGCUCACCUGCUCUCCUGCACGCGUGCUCACCUGCUCUCCUACACGCGUGCUCACCUGCUCUCCUACACGCGUGCUCACCUGCUCUCCUACACGCGUGCUCACCUGCUCUCCUACACGCGUGCUCACCUGCUCUCCUGCACGCGUGCUCACCUGCUCUCCUGCACGCGUGCUCACCUGCUCUCCUGCACGCAUGCUCACCUGCUCUCCUGCACGCGUGCUCACCUGCUCUCCUGCACGCGUGCUCACCUGCUCUCCUACACGCGUGCUCACCUGCUCUCCUACACGCGUGCUCACCUGCUCUCCUACACGCGUGCUCACCUGCUCUCCUACACGCGUGCUCACCUGCUCUCCUGCACGCGUGCUCACCUGCUCUCCUGCACGCGUGCUCACCUGCUCUCCUGCACGCGUGCUCGCCUGCUCUCCUACACGCGUGCUCACCUGCUCUCCUACACGCGUGCUCACCUGCUUUCCUACACGCGUGCUCACCUGCUCUCCUACACGCGUGCUCACCUGCUCUCCUACACGCGUGCUCACCUGCUCUCCUACACGCGUGCUCACCUGCUCUCCUACACGCGUGCUCACCUGCUCUCCUACACGCGUGCUCACCUGCUCUCCUACACGCGUGCUCACCUGCUCUCCUACACGCGUGCUCACCUGCUCUCCUACACGCGUGCUCACCUGCUCUCCUACACGCGUGCUCACCUGCUCUCCUGCACGCGUGCUCACCUGCUCUCCUGCACGCGUGCUCACCUGCUCUCCUGCACGCGUGCUCACCUGCUCUCCUGCACGCGUGCUCACCUGCUCUCCUGCACGCGUGCUCACCUGCUCUCCUGCACGCGUGCUCACCUGCUCUCCUACACGCGUGCUCACCUGCUCUCCUACACGCGUGCUCACCUGCUCUCCUACACGCGUGCUCACCUGCUCUCCUACACGCGUGCUCACCUGCUCUCCUACACGCGUGCUCACCUGCUCUCCUACACGCGUGCUCACCUGCUCUCCUACACGCGUGCUCACCUGCUCUCCUGCACGCGUGCUCACCUGCUCUCCUGCACGCGUGCUCACCUGCUCUCCUGCACGCGUGCUCACCUGCUCUCCUGCACGCGUGCUCACCUGCUCUCCUGCACGCGUGCUCACCUGCUCUCCUGCACGCGUGCUCACCUGCUCUCCUACACGCGUGCUCACCUGCUCUCCUACACGCGUGCUCACCUGCUCUCCUACACGCGUGCUCACCUGCUCUCCUACACGCGUGCUCACCUGCUCUCCUACACGCGUGCUCACCUGCUCUCCUACACGCGUGCUCACCUGCUCUCCUGCACGCGUGCUCACCUGCUCUCCUGCACGCGUGCUCACCUGCUCUCCUGCACGCGUGCUCACCUGCUCUCCUGCACGCGUGCUCACCUGCUCUCCUGCACGCGUGCUCACCUGCUCUCCUACACGCGUGCUCACCUGCUCUCCUGCACGCGUGCUCACCUGCUCUCCUACACGCGUGCUCACCUGCUCUCCUACACGCGUGCUCACCUGCUCUCCUACACGCGUGCUCACCUGCUCUCCUACACGCGUGCUCACCUGCUCUCCUGCACGCGUGCUCACCUGCUCUCCUGCACGCGUGCUCACCUGCUCUCCUGCACGCGUGCUCACCUGCUCUCCUGCACGCGUGCUCACCUGCUCUCCUGCACGCGUGCUCACCUGCUCUCCUACACGCGUGCUCACCUGCUCUCCUACACGCGUGCUCACCUGCUCUCCUACACGCGUGCUCACCUGCUCUCCUGCACGCGUGCUCACCUGCUCUCCUGCACGCGUGCUCACCUGCUCUCCUGCACGCGUGCUCACCUGCUCUCCUGCACGCGUGCUCACCUGCUCUCCUGCACGCGUGCUCACCUGCUCUCCUGCACGCGUGCUCACCUGCUCUCCUGCACGCGUGCUCACCUGCUCUCCUGCACGCGUGCUCACCUGCUCUCCUGCACGCGUGCUCACCUGCUCUCCUGCACGCGUGCUCACCUGCUCUCCUACACGCGUGCUCACCUGCUCUCCUGCACGCGUGCUCACCUGCUCUCCUGCACGCGUGCUCACCUGCUCUCCUGCACGCGUGCUCACCUGCUCUCCUGCACGCGUGCUCACCUGCUCUCCUGCACGCGUGCUCACCUGCUCUCCUGCACGCGUGCUCACCUGCUCUCCUGCACGCGUGCUCACCUGCUCUCCUACACGCGUGCUCACCUGCUCUCCUACACGCGUGCUCACCUGCUCUCCUACACGCGUGCUCACCUGCUCUCCUACACGCGUGCUCACCUGCUCUCCUACACGCGUGCUCACCUGCUCUCCUACACGCGUGCUCACCUGCUCUCCUACACGCGUGCUCACCUGCUCUCCUACACGCGUGCUCACCUGCUCUCCUACACGCGUGCUCACCUGCUCUCCUGCACGCGUGCUCACCUGCUCUCCUGCACGCGUGCUCACCUGCUCUCCUGCACGCGUGCUCACCUGCUCUCCUGCACGCGUGCUCACCUGCUCUCCUGCACGCGUGCUCACCUGCUCUCCUGCACGCGUGCUCACCUGCUCUCCUGCACGCGUGCUCACCUGCUCUCCUGCACGCGUGCUCACCUGCUCUCCUGCACGCGUGCUCACCUGCUCUCCUGCACGCGUGCUCACCUGCUCUCCUACACGCGUGCUCACCUGCUCUCCUACACGCGUGCUCACCUGCUCUCCUGCACGCGUGCUCACCUGCUCUCCUACACGCGUGCUCACCUGCUCUCCUGCACGCGUGCUCACCUGCUCUCCUACACGCGUGCUCACCUGCUCUCCUGCACGCGUGCUCACCUGCUCUCCUACACGCGUGCUCACCUGCUCUCCUACACGCGUGCUCACCUGCUCUCCUACACGCGUGCUCACCUGCUCUCCUACACGCGUGCUCACCUGCUCUCCUACACGCGUGCUCACCUGCUCUCCUACACGCGUGCUCACCUGCUCUCCUACACGCGUGCUCACCUGCUCUCCUACACGCGUGCUCACCUGCUCUCCUACACGCGUGCUCACCUGCUCUCCUACACGCGUGCUCACCUGCUCUCCUACACGCGUGCUCACCUGCUCUCCUACACGCGUGCUCACCUGCUCUCCUACACGCGUGCUCACCUGCUCUCCUACACGCGUGCUCACCUGCUCUCCUACACGCGUGCUCACCUGCUCUCCUACACGCGUGCUCACCUGCUCUCCUACACGCGUGCUCACCUGCUCUCCUACACGCGUGCUCACCUGCUCUCCUACACGCGUGCUCACCUGCUCUCCUACACGCGUGCUCACCUGCUCUCCUACACGCGUGCUCACCUGCUCUCCUACACGCGUGCUCACCUGCUCUCCUACACGCGUGCUCACCUGCUCUCCUACACGCGUGCUCACCUGCUCUCCUACACGCGUGCUCACCUGCUCUCCUACACGCGUGCUCACCUGCUCUCCUACACGCGUGCUCACCUGCUCUCCUACACGCGUGCUCACCUGCUCUCCUACACGCGUGCUCACCUGCUCUCCUACACGCGUGCUCACCUGCUCUCCUACACGCGUGCUCACCUGCUCUCCUACACGCGUGCUCACCUGCUCUCCUACACGCGUGCUCACCUGCUCUCCUACACGCGUGCUCACCUGCUCUCCUACACGCGUGCUCACCUGCUCUCCUACACGCGUGCUCACCUGCUCUCCUACACGCGUGCUCACCUGCUCUCCUACACGCGUGCUCACCUGCUCUCCUACACGCGUGCUCACCUGCUCUCCUACACGCGUGCUCACCUGCUCUCCUACACGCGUGCUCUUCCUGCUCUCCUACACGCGUGCUCACCUGCUCUCCUACACGCGUGCUCACCUGCUCUCCUACACGCGUGCUCACCUGCUCUCCUACACGCGUGCUCACCUGCUCUCCUACACGCGUGCUCACCUGCUCUCCUGCACGCGUGCUCACCUGCUCUCCUGCACGCGUGCUCACCUGCUCUCCUGCACGCGUGCUCACCUGCUCUCCUACACGCGUGCUCACCUGCUCUCCUGCACGCGUGCUCACCUGCUCUCCUACACGCGUGCUCACCUGCUCUCCUACACGCGUGCUCACCUGCUCUCCUACACGCGUGCUCACCUGCUCUCCUACACGCGUGCUCACCUGCUCUCCUGCACGCGUGCUCACCUGCUCUCCUGCACGCGUGCUCACCUGCUCUCCUGCACGCGUGCUCACCUGCUCUCCUGCACGCGUGCUCACCUGCUCUCCUGCACGCGUGCUCACCUGCUCUCCUACACGCGUGCUCACCUGCUCUCCUACACGCGUGCUCACCUGCUCUCCUACACGCGUGCUCACCUGCUCUCCUACACGCGUGCUCACCUGCUCUCCUGCACGCGUGCUCACCUGCUCUCCUGCACGCGUGCUCACCUGCUCUCCUACACGCGUGCUCACCUGCUCUCCUGCACGCGUGCUCACCUGCUCUCCUGCACGCGUGCUCACCUGCUCUCCUGCACGCGUGCUCACCUGCUCUCCUGCACGCGUGCUCACCUGCUCUCCUGCACGCGUGCUCACCUGCUCUCCUGCACGCGUGCUCACCUGCUCUCCUACACGCGUGCUCACCUGCUCUCCUACACGCGUGCUCACCUGCUCUCCUGCACGCGUGCUCACCUGCUCUCCUGCACGCGUGCUCACCUGCUCUCCUGCACGCGUGCUCACCUGCUCUCCUGCACGCGUGCUCACCUGCUCUCCUGCACGCGUGCUCACCUGCUCUCCUACACGCGUGCUCACCUGCUCUCCUGCACGCGUGCUCACCUGCUCUCCUACACGCGUGCUCACCUGCUCUCCUACACGCGUGCUCACCUGCUCUCCUACACGCGUGCUCACCUGCUCUCCUGCACGCGUGCUCACCUGCUCUCCUGCACGCGUGCUCACCUGCUCUCCUGCACGCGUGCUCACCUGCUCUCCUGCACGCGUGCUCACCUGCUCUCCUGCACGCGUGCUCACCUGCUCUCCUGCACGCGUGCUCACCUGCUCUCCUGCACGCGUGCUCACCUGCUCUCCUGCACGCGUGCUCACCUGCUCUCCUACACGCGUGCUCACCUGCUCUCCUACACGCGUGCUCACCUGCUCUCCUGCACGCGUGCUCACCUGCUCUCCUGCACGCGUGCUCACCUGCUCUCCUGCACGCGUGCUCACCUGCUCUCCUGCACGCGUGCUCACCUGCUCUCCUGCACGCGUGCUCACCUGCUCUCCUACACGCGUGCUCACCUGCUCUCCUGCACGCGUGCUCACCUGCUCUCCUACACGCGUGCUCACCUGCUCUCCUACACGCGUGCUCACCUGCUCUCCUACACGCGUGCUCACCUGCUCUCCUACACGCGUGCUCACCUGCUCUCCUACACGCGUGCUCACCUGCUCUCCUACACGCGUGCUCACCUGCUCUCCUACACGCGUGCUCACCUGCUCUCCUACACGCGUGCUCACCUGCUCUCCUACACGCGUGCUCACCUGCUCUCCUACACGCGUGCUCACCUGCUCUCCUACACGCGUGCUCACCUGCUCUCCUACACGCGUGCUCACCUGCUCUCCUACACGCGUGCUCACCUGCUCUCCUACACGCGUGCUCACCUGCUCUCCUGCACGCGUGCUCACCUGCUCUCCUACACGCGUGCUCACCUGCUCUCCUACACGCGUGCUCACCUGCUCUCCUACACGCGUGCUCACCUGCUCUCCUACACGCGUGCUCACCUGCUCUCCUACACGCGUGCUCACCUGCUCUCCUACACGCGUGCUCACCUGCUCUCCUACACGCGUGCUCACCUGCUCUCCUACACGCGUGCUCACCUGCUCUCCUACACGCGUGCUCACCUGCUCUCCUACACGCGUGCUCACCUGCUCUCCUACACGCGUGCUCACCUGCUCUCCUACACGCGUGCUCACCUGCUCUCCUACACGCGUGCUCACCUGCUCUCCUACACGCGUGCUCACCUGCUCUCCUGCACGCGUGCUCACCUGCUCUCCUGCACGCGUGCUCACCUGCUCUCCUGCACGCGUGCUCACCUGCUCUCCUACCGCUCACUGCUCCUACACGCGUGCUCACCUGCUCUCCUGCACGCGUGCUCACCUGCUCUCCUGCACGCGUGCUCACCUGCUCUCCUACACGCGUGCUCACCUGCUCUCCUACACGCGUGCUCACCUGCUCUCCUGCACGCGUGCUCACCUGCUCUCCUGCACGCGUGCUCACCUGCUCUCCUGCACGCGUGCUCACCUGCUCUCCUGCACGCGUGCUCACCUGCUCUCCUGCACGCGUGCUCACCUGCUCUCCUGCACGCGUGCUCACCUGCUCUCCUACACGCGUGCUCACCUGCUCUCCUACACGCGUGCUCACCUGCUCUCCUGCACGCGUGCUCACCUGCUCUCCUGCACGCGUGCUCACCUGCUCUCCUGCACGCGUGCUCACCUGCUCUCCUGCACGCGUGCUCACCUGCUCUCCUGCACGCGUGCUCACCUGCUCUCCUACACGCGUGCUCACCUGCUCUCCUGCACGCGUGCUCACCUGCUCUCCUGCACGCGUGCUCACCUGCUCUCCUGCACGCGUGCUCACCUGCUCUCCUGCACGCGUGCUCACCUGCUCUCCUGCACGCGUGCUCACCUGCUCUCCUGCACGCGUGCUCACCUGCUCUCCUACACGCGUGCUCACCUGCUCUCCUACACGCGUGCUCACCUGCUCUCCUGCACGCGUGCUCACCUGCUCUCCUGCACGCGUGCUCACCUGCUCUCCUACACGCGUGCUCACCUGCUCUCCUACACGCGUGCUCACCUGCUCUCCUACACGCGUGCUCACCUGCUCUCCUACACGCGUGCUCACCUGCUCUCCUACACGCGUGCUCACCUGCUCUCCUACCUGCUCUCCUACACGCGUGCUCACCUGCUCUCCUACACGCGUGCUCACCUGCUCUCCUACACGCGUGCUCACCUGCUCUCCUACACGCGUGCUCACCUGCUCUCCUACACGCGUGCUCACCUGCUCUCCUACACGCGUGCUCACCUGCUCUCCUACACGCGUGCUCACCUGCUCUCCUACACGCGUGCUCACCUGCUCUCCUACACGCGUGCUCACCUGCUCUCCUACACGCGUGCUCACCUGCUCUCCUACACGCGUGCUCACCUGCUCUCCUACACGCGUGCUCACCUGCUCUCCUACACGCGUGCUCACCUGCUCUCCUACACGCGUGCUCACCUGCUCUCCUACACGCGUGCUCACCUGCUCUCCUACACGCGUGCUCACCUGCUCUCCUACACGCGUGCUCACCUGCUCUCCUACACGCGUGCUCACCUGCUCUCCUACACGCGUGCUCACCUGCUCUCCUACACGCGUGCUCACCUGCUCUCCUACACGCGUGCUCACCUGCUCUCCUACACGCGUGCUCACCUGCUCUCCUACACGCGUGCUCACCUGCUCUCCUACACGCGUGCUCACCUGCUCUCCUACACGCGUGCUCACCUGCUCUCCUACACGCGUGCUCACCUGCUCUCCUACACGCGUGCUCACCUGCUCUCCUACACGCGUGCUCACCUGCUCUCCUACACGCGUGCUCACCUGCUCUCCUACACGCGUGCUCACCUGCUCUCCUACACGCGUGCUCACCUGCUCUCCUACACGCGUGCUCACCUGCUCUCCUACACGCGUGCUCACCUGCUCUCCUACACGCGUGCUCACCUGCUCUCCUACACGCGUGCUCACCUGCUCUCCUACACGCGUGCUCACCUGCUCUCCUACACGCGUGCUCACCUGCUCUCCUACACGCGUGCUCACCUGCUCUCCUACACGCGUGCUCACCUGCUCUCCUACACGCGUGCUCACCUGCUCUCCUACACGCGUGCUCACCUGCUCUCCUACACGCGUGCCUCACCUGCUCUCCUACACGCGUGCUCACCUGCUCUCCUACACGCGUGCUCACCUGCUCUCCUACACGCGUGCUCACCUGCUCUCCUACACGCGUGCUCACCUGCUCUCCUACACGCGUGCUCACCUGCUCUCCUACACGCGUGCUCACCUGCUCUCCUACACGCGUGCUCACCUGCUCUCCUACACGCGUGCUCACCUGCUCUCCUACACGCGUGCUCACCUGCUCUCCUACACGCGUGCUCACCUGCUCUCCUACACGCGUGCUCACCUGCUCUCCUACACGCGUGCUCACCUGCUCUCCUACACGCGUGCUCACCUGCUCUCCUACACGCGUGCUCACCUGCUCUCCUACACGCGUGCUCACCUGCUCUCCUACACGCGUGCUCACCUGCUCUCCUACACGCGUGCUCACCUGCUCUCCUACACGCGUGCUCACCUGCUCUCCUACACGCGUGCUCACCUGCUCUCCUACACGCGUGCUCACCUGCUCUCCUACACGCGUGCUCACCUGCUCUCCUACACGCGUGCUCACCUGCUCUCCUACACGCGUGCUCACCUGCUCUCCUACACGCGUGCUCACCUGCUCUCCUACACGCGUGCUCACCUGCUCUCCUACACGCGUGCUCACCUGCUCUCCUACACGCGUGCUCACCUGCUCUCCUACACGCGUGCUCACCUGCUCUCCUACACGCGUGCUCACCUGCUCUCCUACACGCGUGCUCACCUGCUCUCCUACACGCGUGCUCACCUGCUCUCCUACACGCGUGCUCACCUGCUCUCCUACACGCGUGCUCACCUGCUCUCCUACACGCGUGCUCACCUGCUCUCCUACACGCGUGCUCACCUGCUCUCCUACACGCAAGCCCCACCUGAGCGCGGAUCCAACAUGGGGGUGGCUGCUGCUGCUGCUGCUGCUGCUGCUGCUGCUGCUGCUGCUGUUGCGCGUUGCAUGCCUGCCUGCCUUCCAUCGUAUCGUGCCCUCCUCUCUCCCUCCUCUCAGGUGGAGCGCAUUUUGGACCCGGAGCUAACUGCGUACGCCAUCUUGGAGGUGACGCCUGCUGCUGCUUGUUGCAUGCCUGCCUGCCCUCCAUCAUGCCCUUCCCCUCCUUAUCCCCCCCCCCAGGUGGAGCGCAUUCUCGACCCAGAGCUGACUGCGUACGCUAUCUUGGGGGUAACGCCUGCUGCGGGCGACAGCGAGAUUAAGAAGCGCUACUGGAAAGCGUCGCUGCUGGUGCAUCCGGACAAGUGCAGCCACCAGCGAGCGCAGGAGGCGUUUCUGCCUCCUACCUCCUACUACUGGAAAGCAUCGCUGCUGGUGCAUCCGGACAAGUGCAGCCACCCGCGCGCGCAGGAGGCGUUUCUGCGGCUGAACGACGCCGUGAACCGACUCAAGGACCCCAGUAAGCCCAGCCUCUAUGCAGUGCUUUCUGGAGGUGAGGGGCAUCGAUCCCCUUACCUAUCGCAUGCAAAGCGAUCGCUCUACCAUAGAUCGGUGGUGGAUGCGGAGAUUGCAGCCAGGGAGGAGCGCAAAGAAAUGGAGGUGAGGGGCUACGGGGCAUUGCAUGGCAUGUGCGUGCAUGGCUGUGUAUGGCUGUGCGUGCAGAGAUCGGUGGUGGAUGCGGAGAUUGCAGCCAGGGAUGAGCGCAAGGCCAUGCAGGUGAGAGGGCAUGGGGGAAUGGAGGGGUUUCCUGGUAAAAUAAGCGGGAUUGGUGGGAUUGGUGGCAAGCUCUCUCGUAUGCCGGUCUCCCUCUGCCUCUCUGUUCUUCUCCACGCCCCUCCUCUGCACCCUCUUUCCUUCUGUCAUCAUGUCUCCAUGAGAAAACUCGAGUGGCGCAAGCUCAGAGUGGCGCAAGCUCAGAGUGGCGCAAGCUCAGAGUGGCCUCAUUUCCUCUGCCCUUCUAGUGCUCCCAUUCCAGUCCCUCUCUCACCACUCUCCAUGCUCCCCCCCCACAACCUCUCAGGCGGAGCUAAAGGCGUUGAGGGAGGCAGCAGAGUGGCGCAAGCUCAGAGGCAGUUGAGUGGCGCAAGCUCAGAGGUGGGUGGGGGGGGUAGGGAGAGGGAAAGGGUUAGGAGGGAGGAGGGAAGGGGAGACGAAAAUGGGAGGAGGGGAGAACGGCGGGACAGGUUCUCCCCCACCCCUUCAGGCGGAGCUAUGGUUGCUGAGGGAGGCGGCAAAGUGGUGCAAGCUCAGAGGUGGGUGGGUGGUGGGGGAGAGAGGGGAAGGGGUUUGGGGAGGGACUGGCGCAAGCUCAGAGGCGAGGCUCUGCCCGGGGAUGACGAGCUGCUGGGGACAGUGAGGAGGGAGGGAGUGGAGCGCGAGACAUGGAUGACAGAGCUGCCCCCCGAACGACAGGCGGGCCCGCCAGCUCAGACCAACACAUUCUUCAGUCGCAGUGACAAGGUGGGGCGGGGCGACACGUCAGCAUGGACCGACAACCCCGAGCAGCGAGCUGCCAGGGCCAAGCAACAGUACCUCGAGGCCUAUUCCUCUGCUGCCAAUGCGCUGGAAGGCCCUUCUGCUGACUCAGCCGCCACCCUGCAGUCACUACAGGACAAGCGCACGGCGGCACUACGAGUUCUCAUUGUGGAGAAGUUUUAUAGCAGGGAAGAAAGCUGA